This is a messenger RNA of Boleophthalmus pectinirostris (great blue-spotted mudskipper), 3288 nucleotides long. RefSeq names its product GRIP and coiled-coil domain containing 1 (gene gcc1). The transcript is spliced from 3 exons. The coding region runs from base 419 to 2758 and encodes 779 amino acids. Gene Ontology annotation, cellular component: Golgi apparatus. The record is from RefSeq and is a predicted model, not a curated record. NCBI's taxonomy places the organism in Eukaryota, Metazoa, Chordata, Actinopteri, Gobiiformes, Gobiidae.
AAUGGCUUCAUACAUUCAGGAAAGUGUUAACAUAUUUACCACAAAAUAGUUUACACAAUUUGAAUCAACUUGCGCUUAUAAAAUUCCUGCAAUCUGUAAACUAUGGAUCUUUCAUAAACCAUGCUCAAAACGCACCAGCCGUUUACCCCUCUCCACUUCCGGUUUGAAGUGUCAUGGCAGCUGUUUCCACAUAAUCGCCUCUCUGUCGGUAAUUUUAUAUUGUUUAUUCUAAGUUGUUUCAUUUACAAGCGACAUUUCAAGUUUUGAAUUAUAAUACUUGAGUUCCUGCGUGAUACAGACAACAUCAACAACCACUGGUUGUGUAUAUUUAUUGCUCGUUUUAGGUGGGGAGACCAGCGGAUCUAGGAAGAUGUUUCUUCUAUGUUAAAACAACAAACGUAGCCACUUUGGAAGAGCCAUGGAAAAGUUUGGGAUGAGUUUUGGGGGUGGGCCCAGCCGAAAGGAUCUUCUUGAAACUGUAGAAUCUCAGAAAAAGCAGCUUGUACAGUAUCAGACCCGAUUUAGAGAUGUGGUGCGUGCAUAUAAGAGUUUGCUGAAAGAAAAAGAGGCUUUGGAGGCCAGCCUUAAGGUCCUCUCAGUUUCUCAGGAUGUGGACCGAACUCAGCAAAAUCUUGACAUAAGGACUGAUCUGCCUGAUGAUCGCUGUUCUCUGCACAGUGAAGACAGUGUUGAUACUGCAGCAUCUAUGGAUAUACCUGUAAAUAUCACAAGUAACUCUGCUAGAGAGGACCAAAGUGAAGAGGAGCAGGCAGAGCCACCUGCUGAGGCUAGUGGUGCUGAGAGCGUAGUCAGCUCAACAAGCAGUAGUGGAGAGCAGCAGAGAGCCACUCCUCCACCAGGUGCAGAGGCUGAUCGUCGUGUUGCUCAACUGAAGGCUCAACUGAGCACUCUCACCAGUUCUCUGGCAACAGUGACUCAAGAGAAGUCCCGGAUGGAAUCUAGUUUUUUGGCUGACAAACGACUGCUAAAGCAGGAGGUGGAGGACCUGCAAGAGCAGCUUCAAAGUUUGAAGAAACAACAUGAAUUGGAGAUUCAGACUUUGCAGGAGCAGUUGGCAGAGAGCCGCGCUCGGAUCAUUACACAGCAGCAUGAGAGGGGUUUGGAGCAGGGAGACCAUGCUCAACAGCUGCGAGAGCUGCAGAAGCUCCUGCAGCAGGAGAGAGCCCUGAGGCAGGAUGCAGAACUGAGGCGCCAAGAUGCAGAGCUGCGGCUUCAGGAGGCCACAGCUGCUCUAUUGCUGACAUCUCAGGCUAUAGACCGAGGGGCAGAGUCAGAGGCUCACCUAAACCUGUUAAAGGAGGAGAAAGCUGAGCUGGAGAGAAGACUUCAGGCAGCUGAGGAGAUUCAAAAGAAACCUGAUCCCAGAGUGGAGGAACUUCAGCAGGAGCUAACAGAGCUCAAGAAGCACCAUCAGCAGCAGAUGCAGAGUGAGAACAAAAAGGUGUGUGAGGUGGAGGAACGUGAACGUGAGCGUGCCCAGGCUGAGGAGAAGAGAGUGGCAGCACUAGAGCAGCAGGUGUCUGAGCUGUCUGAGCUGCUUGGCUCCUGUGAGAAGGCAAAGCAAAGGGAUCAGCAGACUAUUCAGAGACUUAGGGACAGAAUUUUUCAGCUAGACACGGAAAACAAGACGCUGGCCAUUGCUGCUUCAAGCAGGGUGCCCUCGGAUAUCUUUGUAGAUGAAACCCAGCUGGAUGUAACAGUGCUUAAGGAGAAGCUGGAAAAAGUAAAAAAGCUGCUUGUGCUGGCGGCGCAGAGGAACCCAGAGCAGACUACAAACAUUGAAGCUCUAAUGGAUACUGAUCUAGAGCUGUGCAAAGAAAAAGCCUCUGUACAGCACUACCAGCAAGAACUCAGACAGGUGAAGGAGGAGUUUGAACGUUACAAAGUGAGGGCACAAGUGGUGCUAAAGAACAAGAAUGCUAAAGAUGGUUCCCAGACCAAAGAGCUGGAGGAGGUAAGAGAUCAGCUGGCUGAACUCAAAGAGAAAUAUAUUAAUCUGCGCAUUCAAAGUGAUGAGGCUGAGGCCAAACACCACAAGGAGCUAGAGGAACGGCAGCAACAAUCCAUCUUACAACAGCACAGUCAUAAACAAGAAGUGGAGCGACUAGAAGCUCUGCAUCGUGACAACCUCCUUAAACUAGAGGCAGAGCUGCACAAACAGAGAGAGCGGACCAUGGCCCUGCUGGAUGAGAAGGACAAAGAGCUGGAAAACCUCAGAGCGGUGGCUUUGAGCUACAGCCUCUCUCCACGAGGAUGUCACAGCAGUGAUGGCACAGGCCCAGUGGACAACCAGGACUUGACAGAAGGGUAUAGUGAGGAGGACAUCAUCAGCCAGGCCUUGUUGCGGGCCACACCCAAUGAACCCACUAUACUGUUAUAUGCAGAGCAACUGGCCAGAAAGGAGGUGGAGACAGGAGUGCUGCGUCGUCAGAAACACCAGCUUGAGGAAGAUGUCCACCAGCUUCAGGCCAAGCUCAUUGCUAAUGGAGAACGUCACGACGAGGAGGUGGCUGAUCUUAGAGAUCAACUUGAAAAACUGCUAAGAGACCAAAGUCGGGAGGGUGCAAAUCUGGAAUAUCUGAAAAAUGUUAUCUUUAAAUUUCUAACUCUCCAAGAUGCGAGUGGUCGUCAACAGACACUUGGUGCCAUCCUCACCAUCCUUCACUUCAGCCCCCAAGAAAAACAGACUGUGUUGAGACUGCAGAUGGGACCAUGGUGGAGCACUACAAAGAGAUAGGCAUCUAUCUCUUAAUCUAUGACAGCAAAAGUUAUAGAAACGUUUAUUAGCAUAAUAACAGAUAACUUAAUAACUACAACUUGGCAUCCAUUUGGUCAUAUAAUAAAAUAAAACACUGAAAUUCUUUUGACAUGCAUAUCUUUUUCAGAUUUCAGAAGACUCCCUUUAUCCUUCAUUAGCUUACAUGUCCAGUUGUAACUUGGACAUUCCGUGCCUCUUGCACUAUUUUAAGCCAUGUGUAUGUGUGAUUACUGACUAGCUUUGUGUUGCCUAAAAUCAGUUUAUAAGAGACUACAUUGUCUCCCAGAUCCAAUAUAAUUCUAGUCUCAUUCAUAAUAAUGGCAUUUUUUUUUUACCUUUUAACCAUCUGCAGAGAUUUGUACAAUGUUGUUUUCCAUUUUAAAACGGCACAAAACAAAUGGAGUGGAUUAUUUUCUAACCUGUAUGUAUGUAUGUCCAAUACAUUUUCACCCUUACUAAAUCCAAGCCUUGAAAUAAAAAGUGAUUAAAGUAAACUAUACAAUUUUCUA